AUGGGAGAAUCAGCAAGUCAUCAGGAACUACUUCAAGAUCACGAAGGGAAUAUUGCCAAUUCGUUGAUGAAAGAAAAUGAACAUGAUCUGUUGGCAAAUGCAAUCACAAAAACUUUAGAAAGCUUAAAGCCGCUCCUAGAAUCACCUGGAAUUUGUAUCUACAAGGUACCAGAUCCCCUUCGCUAUUCGAACGAAGAAGCUUACACUCCUCAGGUUAUCUCAAUAGGGCCGUUUCACCGUGAAAAUAAAAAAUUGCAGGCCAUGGAAAAGUUUAAAUUGAGAUAUCUCAAGAGUUUCAUGAAGGAACGAGCUACCGCGAUAAACUUGGAGGAUUUGGUGAGCACUAUAAAAGCUGCUGAAGAAAGUGUCCGUGAAUGUUAUUCAGAGACUUUUCAGAGUAUAUGUAGUGAUGAUUUUGUGGAAAUGAUCCUGCUGGAUUCGAUUUUCAUUAUUGAGUUUUUCUUGAGAAACUUGCCUAGGAAGGACUGGAUGCCAUCUGACCAAUUAGCAACAUUAAAGCCAUGGCUGCGGAGUGGGAUGGAGUUGGACUUUAUGUUACUUGAAAAUCAACUUCCUUUCUUUAUUAUUCAAAAAAUAUAUGAGAUUACGGUACUUGCAUCUUUCCCAACAUCGUACCCAUCCUUCAUUGACCUUACCUUUCAGCUGUUUUCUCGUUACAACCUUCAAAAUAAGUCUCCCUGUGCCGAGUUGAAUAUACUGCACUUUGCUGACUUGGUUAGAUUCUUUUGCCUACCUCCUCCUGAAAGGCAACAAGAGAGAGGUAAGAAACUACUUAAGGAAAUGCACUCUGCAACCCAGUUGGCUGAGGUUGGAUUGAAGUUUAAAUGGGUGGACAUUUCAAGCAAAUGCUCACAGCUCGACCUAAAAUUUACAAAUGAUGGAGUGCUGCAUAUCCCACGCUUUGACUGGAACAAUACUUCAGAGCUCUAUGCUCGAAACCUCAUUGCUAUUGAGCAAUGUCACUAUCCUGAUCAUGCAUAUGUUACUGAUUAUUAUAUCCUGUUACGUUACCUAAUCAAAACUGGCAAAGACGUAGAUUUACUUGUUCGAGAGGAGAUCAUCACUGACUGGCUAGAUGACACGAAUUCAACGACUUUUGUUAGCAAGCUGUGCGGCAACAUCGUAUAUUCAUCCAUGAACGCUAACUAUCAUAGUAUAGGUGAAGAUUUGAGCAAAUUCUAUAAAACCCGUGUGAGUUAUUUUCAGAUUUUGUGGGCUACCUUGAAACGUGAUUAUUUUCGCACGCCUUGGAUGGGCGCUUCUACCAUAGCCGCUGUUAUCUUGUUGGUGCUUACUGUCAUACAAACUGGAUGCUCUCUCUCUUCGCUAUAG
Molecule: messenger RNA, 1353 nt
Organism: Juglans regia (Persian walnut)
Lineage: Eukaryota; Viridiplantae; Streptophyta; Magnoliopsida; Fagales; Juglandaceae
Product: UPF0481 protein At3g47200-like
Exons: 1
Coding region: 1-1353 (450 amino acids)
Source: RefSeq, a predicted model, not a curated record